CCAAUCUCAUUAUCUCAUCAUGUUAAAGCAAAGAAUAUAACGAUCGUACAGUCAUCGGUCACACCCGACCUCUCCCUUAUCACGCUCCUUAUUCGAGCCAACAAUGGUCACACGUCUUCUACCGUUAAUACACCAUUGACAGAUCGAUUAUUAGUAGUUACUUUUAACACCGGAUUACUGUACACACGAAAAUUUGAGAUUCGAAUUUUAUCUCAGAGGUAUACGGCCAUCAAACACUUGACGGACUAUAUAUAUAAUGGUGUCAAGAUGGUUGAGGCAGAAUACCAAACUAUAAAACUUACAACCAAUAAAUUCAUUGAUAUUUUUCAGGAGGUGUUAGAUAAUCAUACUAUUUCGAACUUAAGUAUGGAUCUUAUUUGGAUUGGUCGUAAGGAAGCAAAAACAACAUUGUCGGCUGAAUACGCCCGUCUACUGGCUACCGGCAGGCCAAGCAGGAUAUUAGCCGAAUACAUGGAAGGACGCAUAACAAAACGAGGUUUAAAAGAUUGGGAGAACAAGGGUCGGAAAGCUUUUGAACAGAUUCGGGAUUAUGUCCAUCAUUAUGUACGUGCCGGUUGCGAAAGGUUGCUUCUAGAAUUAAACGCGUUAGUCGGUUAUAGUAAAUGGCCGCAAAAAUUCCAGGAACUUGGUCUUCUGGAAUCUUUUGUUCACUCUUGCGUGAUUGUCACUGGAUGCUUGAUUUCACGUUUGGAAAAAUUACUUAAUGUUGUUGAUAACGAAUAUACAAAUUUUAUUGAAUUCCAGCAAUGGAUCCAAUUUGAAUUCGAUAGUGUAGCGCUGCUUGAACAAAACGGUAUUCCAGAGGUGCCUCCUAGAAUAGAUAUUCACAAGGUUGCCGCGUAUUUAAAGAACUCUCUCAAUAAGGAAUCUUCGGGUGACUUGGAAGAAUUUUUCGGAACAAGCGAAACAUUUCCACUCAUGUCGCUACCAAACUUUGAAUUCCCACUCGCGCCUCCAACCCAAUAUCGUCCAUUUACAGAGAAGACACCAGCAUAUCCAUACGAUUACCAUAUCGUAAACAAACUUUCCAACUAUCCUCAAACCCUUUGGACCUUUGUCAACGUGUUGACAACUCGAUGUAACGCCCUGUCCUCCUUGACAGCCGAUAAUGUCGCGAAAUCCGUAGUCGCUUAUGAAUAUGUUGAUAUAGUUGAUGGAUUAAUAAGCGGUUCAAUGGACGACCAUCGCACUCAAGGAUUAGGGCAGGAAAGCGAGGAGGUCAAAUACAGAAAUGUAUUCUUGUCCGACGUGAAAAUCGUGAUAGAAAAUUCGAUAACAGUUGAAUACAUAACAUUUUACAUAUCGAAUACAACAAAGUAUGAUUUUUUGCCAACAUUGUGGGUCCUUCGAUUUCCUCUGGAUACUGCGAAGAAAAAAACAUACGCAAAAUCGUUUCGAAAUUCUCCGGGAUUUAGACCUGUGGAGAUAGCCGGUAUUCAAUUGGUAAAUAAUGAGCACCCCGAAGAACAUCUUUCAAUUAAGGAUUUAAAAUUCUUUGAUGAUGAAAGAUUGGACAUGAUUAUU
Molecule: messenger RNA, 1545 nt
Organism: Acaulospora morrowiae
Lineage: Eukaryota; Fungi; Glomeromycota; Glomeromycetes; Diversisporales; Acaulosporaceae
Source: the annotation of a GenBank genome assembly